UCGCUGCAAACACCAACUCCUAUUGGCUCAGACAAACAUCAAUCUCUGAACCACGUAAUACUAUUGGUCAAUCCUUUUCUGGAAACGCUGUUGAACUUGUGUGCCUUCAUGUGUCGUCUUGGCCCUACGCUAGGUACGCAGUACGCGUCACAUAUGAGGCAACACAAUACUUGAAUCCAACAGUUGAACUCUGUGCUCUUGUUGAACCUGUCACCUACUACACCUCACACUUGGAUCAUUCAUACAACAACAUGGCAAACAUUGGCAGACUCUCCACCAAGGAUGCAGUGCUCUUUCUGUGUGACAUGCAGGAGAAGUUCAGACCCAACAUCUUCCAGUUCACCAACAUCGUCAGCAAUGCAGCAAGAUUGCUUCAGGGCAGUCGUGUACUGGGCAUCCCUCCCAUUUUGACUGAGCAGUACCCUAAAGGCCUGGGUCCCACGGUACCCGAGCUGGGUGCAGCAGACCUGAAAGCUCAUGCUAAAACGUCAUUCACCAUGAUGAUAGAGGAGGUGGAGAAGGAGCUGCAGGCCCUGGGAAACCCCAAACAGGCUAUACUGUGUGGAAUAGAGGCACAUGCCUGUAUUGCAUGUACCACAUUUGACCUGCUGGAAAAGGGAAUGGAGGUUCAUAUUGUGGCUGAUGCCGUCUCAGCCAGAAGCCAGACAGACCGUUUGUUUGCUCUGUCCCGACUGAAGCAGAGUGGAGCUUACCUCACCACCACAGAGGCCGUUCUGCUGCAACUGGUUCAAGAUGCUAAACACCCCAACUUCAAGGAGAUCCAGAAGCUGUUGACCCACCCGUCCCCCGACACUGGCCUGCUCGCCUUCUUCAGCUCUCUGUAGGGAGAUCAUCAGCUCACAUUCUGCACUGACUUUCAGUGCCACCAACAUCCUGAUAAAGUGCUUCAAUAAAGUCCUGCUGCUACUUAAA
Molecule: messenger RNA, 933 nt
Organism: Scatophagus argus
Lineage: Eukaryota; Metazoa; Chordata; Actinopteri; Scatophagidae
Gene: isoc2
Product: isochorismatase domain containing 2
Exons: 7
Coding region: 252-845 (197 amino acids)
Cellular component (GO): cytoplasm
Source: RefSeq, a predicted model, not a curated record